This is a messenger RNA of Phoenix dactylifera (date palm), 1027 nucleotides long. NCBI's taxonomy places the organism in Eukaryota, Viridiplantae, Streptophyta, Magnoliopsida, Arecales, Arecaceae. The record is from RefSeq and is a predicted model, not a curated record.
CUAUCAUGAUUGGCUCCGUAUAUGGCCACGUGGCACACGGAUAAUAACUUCUCGUAUCACCACAAGCUCUACUCGCCAUUUGUGCAGUACACAGUCGCAUCUCUCGCCUAUCUUUCUCUCUCUCGGCUCCCUUCUCAAUGGCUUAUCCGCUAUGGUUCACUCUCCUCGUCCUCCACUGCUUCUUCUUCGGCAGUUCUCUCUGUCACCGUCUCGGACAUUAAGGCAUUGACCGUCGGAGACGAGAUAAAGGAGGAAUCUCUGCCUCUAAACAUGGGCCAGCGCAUUUACGAGCUACAGGGACUCAAAGAAUCCGCUUGGUAUGAAGUCAAGAUAUCUUACCCGGCUUCUAUACCUGCUAGAUUCUCUAUUCAUCUGGAGACGGCUGCGCCGGAGCUUUGGCUGAGCAAGAAUCGGAGAUUGCUCAAUACCGAAAAGAUAAUUUUCAAGCCCGGCAAGCGUAAGCCGGUGUAUGUUGUUGUGACUGUGGAGGCUGAGGGGGUUGUCGCGAAGCCAAAUGUGAAGGAGAGGGAACUGGUGGUGUUCAACAUUGCUAUUCCAGGCUUUCCAGCAAAGAUAUCAUUCUCAAAUCACUCAUGUAGUGCAGAUGAAGCUGGUGAUGUCCGGUGAUACUUUGGCCUUCAUUGCUUGUAUGUGAUGAGUUGAUGCUUGGGAUUCCGCGCGAUGCUUGGUGGGUAGGAAUUGCAGGUCUCCUCUGUUUGGUGCUGGCAUUGGUUAUUCCAUCUUUCCUCCCACCACAUCUGUUGCUGAAAAAUGCAAGCUCACUAUCAAGUAGUGCGCCUGCAGCAAAGAUUUCAUGAAUGAGGUGGUGGUAUUGGAAGCUUAGAAGAUCAUUCACCUGUCCCAUAAAAUUCAUCCAUCUUCUUUUGUUUUGUAAUUCUUUAUGAUAUUCUGGUGUAGAAUUCUUUACGAUAUUCAACGCAUAUUUUCAAUGUCAGGAAAUGUAUUUGGAUUCUAUGCAUUACAGCUUCCAAGAUUCAUGUGAAAAUCGUGUUACUGCAAGAGGAAA